This is a messenger RNA of Eruca vesicaria subsp. sativa (arugula), 2639 nucleotides long. The record is from the annotation of a GenBank genome assembly. Lineage: Eukaryota; Viridiplantae; Streptophyta; Magnoliopsida; Brassicales; Brassicaceae.
AUUUCAAUUAACCCCAAAUCGAUUUUCGUCAUCUGAAUCACAAGUUACAAUGUCACCGGAUCACAGAGAUAGCCACCGGAAGAGGUCUCGUCCCCACUCCGACCACGACGACGAUGGCGGAAGAAGCAAGAGGAGGUACGGCGGAGACGAUAGAGACUCGCACGCGAUCGAUCGUGACGACACUGUGUUCCGUUACCUCUGCCCGAUCAAAAAGAUCGGGAGCGUUAUCGGUAGAGGAGGAGAUAUCGUGAAGCAGCUGAGGAUGGAGACUAGAGCGAAGAUUAAGAUAGGUGAAGCUGUUCCCGGAUGCGACGAGCGAGUGAUUACGAUCUUUAGCGCUAGUGAUGAGACGUUUGGAGAGGGAGAGGAAGCUCUUGCUCCUGCUCAGGAGGCUUUGUUCAGGAUUCAUGAUAGAGUUGCUGCGGAUGUUGAUGCGCGGAGUGAAGAUGGUUCUGAGGGAGAGCAGCAAGUUAUUGCGAAGAUGCUUGUUCCUUCUGAUCAGAUUGGAUGUGUUCUUGGGAGAGGUGGUCAGAUUGUGCAGAAUAUUCGGAGUGAGACUGGUGCUCAGAUUCGGAUUGUUAAGGAUAGGAACAUGCCUCUUUGUGCUUUGAGUUCAGAUGAGCUCAUUCAGAUAUCUGGAGAAGUGCUACUUGUUAAGAAGGCACUGCAUCAGAUUGCCUCCCGCCUUCAUAAAAAUCCUUCACGUACUCAGAACCUACUUUCUUCUGCAGUCGCCGGUGGUGCAUAUCCUUCUGGUUCACUCAUGAGUCAUGCGGGUGGUCCUCGAAUUGUGGGGAUAGCACCGCUGAUGGAUCCUUAUGGAGGAUACAAAAGUGAUCAUGCCGGAGAUUUUGGACGCCCUUUGUAUGAGACUCGGAGAAAUGAGCCACCGGCAACAGAUUUCUAUAUUCGGCUGGUUUCGCCCGUUGAGAACAUUGCAAGUGUUAUUGGUAAAGGUGGUGCUCUAAUCAACCAGCUUCGACAGGAGACCAGAGCAACCAUUAAAGUUGAUAGCACUAGAACCGAAGGAAAUGAUUGUUUGAUAACUAUAUCAGCAAGAGAGGUUUUUGACGAUGCGUAUUCCCCAACCAUAGAAGCAGCUAUGCGUCUGCAGCCAAAAUGCAGCGAGAGGGUUGAAAGAGAUUCUGGACUUGUUCAAUUUACCACUCGCAUUCUUGUGCCAAGCUCUAGGAUUGGUUGUCUUCUUGGUAAAGGAGGAGCUAUCAUUACUGAGAUGAGAAGAAUGACUAGAGCUAACAUCCGUGUUCUCGGGAAGGAAAAUCUUCCGAAAGUUGCAUCUGAAGAUGAUGAGAUGGUUCAGAUUUCCGGAGAACUUGAUGUUGCCAAGGAAGCUCUCAUACAAAUUACAUCAAGAUUAAGAGCCAACGUUUUUGACAGGGAAGGACCUGUUUCUGCAAUAAUGCCGGUCUUGCCUUAUGUUCCAGUAGCACCAGAUGCUGGUGAUAGAUUUGACUAUGAUAGAAGAGAUAGCAGAAGACCUGAACGUGGGAAUCAUUAUGGCUCAAGUGGUUUGUCCGCUGAAGGUUAUUCGCCUUAUGGUGCACCGGUUGGUGGUAGUAGUAGUACUCCAUAUGGAGUGUAUGGUGGUUAUGCAUCUGGACGCAGUGGCAGUUCUGGGUUAUCCAGCCAUUCAUCUGCCCAUCGACGCAGAAACUAUGAUUAUUAGAAGCUAUUGGUGGAUGAAAAAAGUGUGAGAUCCUGAAGCCUGAAGCCAACCCCACAGUCCACAGCUGAAGCCUUUCCACAAAACAAGAUGACAAAGCUGAACCACCAAACUCUACCUAGGAGAACCGAUGUUGUUGACAUAUUUAAGUUUGUUUCAUAAAAUUUCCAUGUAACCAAAGUACUACCAAGCUCUCCUACCCGUUGAACCAUAUUUAGUUGCCUCCCUGUAAUGUUGUCUAUCUAUCAUCUUUCUUUCCUCGGAUCAGAUUCAGAAACCUUUAGUUUGGCGAUGCUUAUUUCCAUUUGUAUGAAUUAUAUAGUUUAUGUUAAGUGCUCUGGUUUUUCAGCAUGCGUAAGCAUCUCUCUGACAGGUUUUGGUAUCGCAAAAUAUUACCUGAUAUUAUCUUUCAAAGUCCUUAAAGAUCAUAUGCAGGGAAAGCGAUGAGUGAAUAUCUAUCGGCUCUUGUUGACGACAUUAUUCAGGUUAAUCAGCCACUUGGGCAUCAAGCUGUUGUUCCUUUUGGUCCACAUGAAAAGGUAGAUACAGUUCUUCUCUCUUCAUUAUAUUUUUUGGUUAAGCUGUUGCCAGCACUUGAGACAGGUUGCUACUAUCUCUGAAAGAUUCUCGUCGUUGGAAACCAAUCUCUUGAUCGAUCACUAAUCCUUGUCAGAUUCAUCUCGCCAUCUUGAAAACAUUCCAAAGACGGUUCAGUUCUAUGACUGUCCGGUUUUCUUGCUUAAACCACCCGGUUGUUUGCCUAUCUCCGAGAAAUCUCUUGAUAUUUAGAAUGUUGAAUGACGAGUUAGUUAAAUUGGUGGAAGAAAUUAUAUUAAUUCAACCCUUUCCAAGGAUGUUAGAACUGCUUAGUUUUUUUUUCCCUUUGUAAAACUAUUUGGAUCAGUAAAUAUUUGUUUACAGUUUAAACUACUUAUAUGUGAGAGAUUAUACUGGG